Messenger RNA from Vitrella brassicaformis, 2584 nucleotides. Lineage: Eukaryota; Vitrellaceae. The record is from the annotation of a GenBank genome assembly.
CUGCUGGAGAGGGAGGGAGGGAGAGGAGCGCUUGGCCUGCCUGCGUGAAGUCCUCCCAAACGCCCUACUGACUGACUGAAUGGCAGCAAUUAGGCAGCCAGCGUAGCCUGCACACAUACGCACACAUACGCACACAAACAUCGAAGGGUUCAGUAGCGCCUGAGUUAAUUGUGUGUGUGGCUGUCAGUUGAAAUGGAAAGGGGAGCUCGGUAUAUAUAAGCUCGCAUCGAUCGUCGAUCGGUUUCCUUUGGGGUUUUUCCCAUUGCAGGGGUGUAAAGGGGCGACUGGCGUGCUCAGCUACACCCUACUGAUGCGUGGGAUAUACGACUGUGACAAAUUGGCGUGUGUGACAGCAGUGGGAGACGCUGAAUGUGCGCAUUCAGAGAGAGGACGGGCCGCCCGUCUGUGUGUGCACACCCACUUUAUUUGCCCCUGCACAAAGGCGACACGUGUCGGCCGGCCGCUGACCGUCCUGUUGAUGUGCGAAACAGCCCCGUGUGUGCAAUCGACGCUGAGUAACACAUGGGCAAGUGUGUCGGUCAGGCGCACACAGACGCACGCACAGGUGAAUGACCAUUAAGGCUGACCACAGACAGCGUCACUGUAGAUGCCCGUGUCAGGCAUGCUCUUGCCGUAAUUCUCACGCCCCAGUCGCCCCCCUCCGCCCUCUCACCGCUGAGGCCGAUAUGGGUGAGUGUUUGUGGUGACAACAACCUGGGUGUGGACGCAUCGACAAGGGCACUCCAGCCAGUUGAUUAGACCUUUCCCUAUACCUUUGUCCUACCAGGAAUAUUUCCGGUCGUUGUUGGACCAAUACCCACCUCCACUCCUCAGGCCUCCACUCACCCAUCUCGGCAAACACCAGACACCCACACACAAUCCGCCAACAAAAAGACCGGCACGCCUCUACAAAAGACCGGCACGCCUGUUACCUUGUCAGGCACUCACCGGCCGUCAUUUUGCUGCCCCAAACACCCACACACGGCCACUCCACGCUGAGAAACACAUGGGCAAGUGUGUGGGCAAUUUCGUGAAUCCACGUGUGCCCGCCUGCAAGCCCUCAUCGCUCUCGUCGUCGAGGCGCUCGAGGAGAAGGGAGUCAUUGUAGACCCCUGCAAUGUCGGAAUGAUGACACUCUGCACCAAACUUCGACGACAAAACAGUCCUCGGUGUUGUUUAUGCCUUAUAUAUUUCUUCUACUCACAGGUCUGUCUCCACAGCCGUGAAUGCACUCACGUCUCCACAGCAUACAAGAUGGCCAUAUAGUACAUCCAUCACACAGUCAGUCUGCAACACUUCAAUAACCAGACAGACAGACAGACGCAAAAGAAAGGCGAAAACCAGGUAGGUGCGCGGAUCGAUCGUCAGAGCUUCAAUAAAGCGGCACUCACGCAGACACGCAAACACAGCCACGCGGCUGCAGCUAUGCACAAUACACACACACACACAGAGGGAAUGGAGCCUUCCUAUGUGUAGCAGUAUGUAGUAGAGGACGUACGGACUUGCGCGCAUGAGCAUCCCUUCGUCACUCGGUGGGUGGCGGAAAUGACCCAAAAAAAAAGUCACGAAAGACAAAGGAAUGGACGGAUAAGUAUUAAUGCCAGCCAGCCAGCCAGACAGACAGACAGACAGGGGAGGGCAGUCUGACGCCCACACCACAUGGCCCGUCCAUAUACACAUACACACAAAUAGAUAUACACACACACAGCACACACACACACACACACACACACAGUCAGGACCGCUUCCCCCCUCUCCGCCCUCCUCUGGCCGUGCUCAACAGCUGUGGAAGAGGCAGACACGCAAUGCACGAAGAAGUAGAUGGAUGCUCCCCUUGCUCAUCGGACGCCAGCUCCGCCCCCACAGCCUCUACAGCAGCAUCGUCAUCCGCCGCACCCUCCUUGACAGCACCGCUCUCGACAGCCGGCUGCUUCGACUGCACCGACUGCUCCACUGGACGCUCGACCGCCGACACAUACUGCUCUAUGGCAUGGUCCAGAUUCCCAUCGAGCUCUGCCGCCUCUCCUGUUGCUGAAGCGAUGUCACCACCACCGGCCCUGAAACGAGAUAAAGGGAAGGACAGAGAGCAUGCACACGCAGUUGUUUGGGUAGGAGGUAGGCAGGCAGGCCCACCGGGCCACUAAGCGCUGCUCGACGGGGAGCAGUUCGGCAAGGGCAGGAGGCUCCGCGUCCGUUGUUGGUCGGACGAGCACACCAUACACCACAUUCUUGCCGCACUGCUUCGACUUCCACUCCAAAACCUAUCGAUGGAUAGAUGGACGGAUGGAUGGAUCAGUCAAUCAAUCAAGGAGAGGAGUGCUGUCUGUCUGUCUGUCUGUCAGUCUGUGUGUUUGUGUGUGUGUGUGUGUGUUUGUGUUUGUGUGGACCGACAGUCCAGUCGGGCGGCCAGUUGGACCGGUUGUGGACGGUUCUCGCGUGCACCGAGUCCUUGGCUGAGGAGGAGGGCCAGGAGCAAACACCAACAGACAGCGGCGUGACCAGGCUGACUGACCAGGCGGCUGCAGGUAUCCGCUCUCUCAUCUCAUCUCAUCUCAUGUCACCUCUGCUGGCGACAGUCGGAAAU